UUACUCGUCAAUACGUUUGUUUUUCUCUCAACCAUUUUUCUCUUAAAUGCCCUUUAUAUCUCACCAAAACCUUCUUUCUCUUGCCUCAAUUUUCUAAACCCAAACACCCUUUUGUCAUAAAGGAUUCAAUUUAUGAUAAAAAAACUCAAAUUCUUUUCUACUUCUAUCCCACAAAAAUGCUUCAAUUGUUCUUCACAGUUGCUUUCUCUGUUGUUCCUUUGACUCUCUAUAUUCCACCAAUCAGAAGCUUGAAUCUCUUUGUGGAAACCAUGGAAUCUGUUAUGAGAGAAUCAACAUCAUAUAGCAACAGGGUUUAUCCUCGUUUAAGGAUAGCUUGGUCUAGGAUUUUGAAUUGUUUGCUAUGCAACAACACAAGGUAGAUUUCAUCCUAUUUUCAAUAUUAUCAAAAACUCUUCUUACCUAUGUUACCAAACAAUAAUACUAGUACAUAUUUUUUUUGUUUUUUAUUAUAAGUUAUUAGAUUCUUCUUUAUCAUGAGGUUGUUUAUGUAUUUGUGUUGAUCUUGUAAUAAUUCUAUGUAACUUUGAAUAAAAUAAUAAAAUUUUAUGUUGUUCAUUCA
Molecule: messenger RNA, 580 nt
Organism: Lathyrus oleraceus (garden pea)
Lineage: Eukaryota; Viridiplantae; Streptophyta; Magnoliopsida; Fabales; Fabaceae
Exons: 1
Coding region: 177-380 (67 amino acids)
Source: RefSeq, a predicted model, not a curated record